AUGCCCGCGCUCCCAAGAUACCCGUCGUCUCAGAUGAAUUACCUCUCUGCCUGCGUUCUAGUGUUUCUGCCGCUAACUCUACUCGUCGUGACCCUCCCUCGAAGUCCAGAUUACUUCGAACGCUCCUACCCUGGCAGCUGGUUCACCUAUGGAGCUAUUUUCGACUCGCGCGUCGAAGCGUCCGACCUGCCGUCUUUAAUCUCCUCGCGCACGCGCACUCACGCGCCGGCUUUCAUAAGCGCGUACGCCGUCACGUCCCCUCGCCCGCUCGUCUUCUUCUCCAUCCUCUGGCAACCCAACUCCAAAUCCUUUGGCUGGGCGGUGCUGUUCAAUCUCGACGGUCCAAUGUUCCAAGAUGCUCUCCACCGUCAGAUCGCGUCGGGCUUUAAGCCUGUGCAGGUGGAGAGCUACUACGUGUCGGACGAGGGCAGGCCGUACUACCACGAGAUCUACUACACGGCCUUCUUCCUUGCUGACGUGGCGUGGCCAGCUGGCAGCGACACACUGGUGGAGACUGCAUUCGGCAUGCCACAUGACAAGAGCUACUGCUCCCCCUCAGCAUCUCUCACAGAGGACCCCAUUGCUCUCACGCCCCCUCAGCAUCUCCCCCACAGAGGACUCCAUUGCUCUCACCGUCUAUGUCCUUUGACUCGAGUCAACUCAGCUAUUCUCCCUCAGAUCCCCUCAUCUCUUCGCAUCUGCCCCACAUCCCCCACAGGGUUUCAGCCCCCUCAGCAUCUCCCUCACAGAGGACUCCAUUGCUCUCACCGUCUAUGUCCUUUGACUCGAGUCAACUCAGCUAUUCUCCCUCAGAUCCCCUCAUCUCUUCGCAUCUGCCCCACAUCCCCCACAGGCCCCCUCAGCAUCUCCCUCACAGAGGACCCCAUUGCUCUCACAGUCUAUGUGGCGGACGUGUGGAGCAACGCCCCCACCCCCGCUGGUUGGCAAGCCGGGGUGGCGAGGACGGAGGAGCAGUUGCAACAGGAACUGAUGCAGUUGCCGCCUCCCCUGGUUCCCACCUACCUCAAGGCGUACACUGUUGGGCUGAAGGUCUUCUAUGCGUACGUUGCCCGGCCCCCCACCUCCCCCACCGCCCCCCACCGCAUCCUCACAGCCGAUGUCAGCCGCAGCGGCUUUGAGCUGCUCGCUCUCUCCCUCAAGCACCCCCCUCUCCUUGUCGCUUCGUUCCUUCCCCCCAAGUUCGAGGGCCACGGGAAAAGUGCCAGGGAAAGGUACACUGUUACAGAUUAUUUCGAGCGUUCAUAUCCUGGCGGCUGGUUCACGUAUGGCGCUAUCCUCGACUCGCGCGUCGAGGCGUCCGACCUGCCGGCUUUAAUCUCCUCGCGAGAGUGCAACCACAUGCCGGCCUUCAUCACCGCAUACGCCGUCGCGUCCCCUCGCCCGCUCGUUUACUUCUCCAUCCUCUGGCAACCCAACUCCAAAUCUGUCGGCUGGGUGGUGGUGUUCAAUCUCGACGGUCAAAUGUUCCAAGAUUCUCUGCACCGUCGGAUCGCCUCGGGCUUUAAACCUGUACAGGUGGAGAGCUACUACGUGUCGGACGACGUGAGGCCGUACUACCACGAGCUCUACUACUCUGCCAUCUUCCUUGCUGACGUGGCGUGGCCAGCUGGCAGCUCCAUGUGGGUGGAGGCGGCUUUUGGCAUGCUACACGAUGCGAGCUACUGCUGUGGACCCACAUCCCGAUGGUGGCGGCUGCAGCGACAGGGUUUCAGCCCCCUCAGCGUAUCCCUAACAGAGGACCCGGCUGCUCUCACGGUCUAUGUGGCGGACGUGUGGAGCAGCCCUCCCUCGUCUGGCGGUUGGCUGGGCGCAGUUGCAAUGACAGAGGCAGAGCUACAGCAGGCGCUGGCACAGCUGCCGCCCCCCCUGGUUCCCACCUUCCUCAAGGCGUACACGGUUGGCAUGCAGGUCUUCUAUGCUUACGUGGCCCGCCCUCCCUCUGCCACCGUUCCCCACCGCACCCUCACUGCUGAUAUCAGCCGCAGCGGCUUUGAGCUGCUCGCUCGAUCGCUCAGGCAACCCCCCCUGUUUGUCACCUCGUUUGUGCCGCCCAAGUGUGGGGAGCAGGGAAAGGGCGAGAGGGAGAGGUACACUCUCAACUACUUCGAGCGCAAGUACCCAGGGGGAUGGCUGACUGCCGGACCGAUCCUCGACUCACGAGUCGAGUCCUCUGACCUGCCGGCUCUUCUCUCCUCGCGCACGCGCUCCCACGUGCCUGCCUUCGUCAGCGCGUACGCCGUCGCGUCCCCUCGCCCACUCGUCUUCUUCUCCAUCCUCUGGGAACCCAACUCCAAAUCGUUGGGGUGGGUGAUGGUGUUCAACCUCAACGGCCAGCAGUUUCAGGAUUCUCUGCACCAUUACAUCUCCUCGGGGUAUAAGCCCUCUCAGGUGGAGAGCUACUACGUGGCGGACCACCACGGGCUCUACUACGCCGCCAUCUUCCUUGCUGACGUGGCGUGGCCAGCUGGCAGCGGCACACGGGUGGAGGCCGUGUUUGGCGUCCCCCACGACUCCGCAUACUGCUGUGGUCCCUCCUCCCGAUGGUUACAGCUGCAGCGACAGGGCUACACCCCUUUGAGUGUAUCAUUCACAGAAGACCCCUCCUCCCAGCGAGUCUACGUAGCAGACGUGUGGAACGACGCUCCCAACAGAGGGGGCUGGCAGGGCGGGGUGGCCAGAACACAGGCGCAGCUGCAGCAGGCUCUCACUCAGCUGCUGCCCCCCCUGGUUCCCACCUUCCUCAAGGCUUACACUGUUGGGUAUCAGGUCUUCUAUGCGUACAUCGCCCGAGCUGCAUCCUCCUCUCCUCCCCGUUCCACCCUCACAACGGACGUCAGCCGCAGCGCCUUUGAACUUCUAGCUCGCUCCCUGAAACAGCCGCCUCUCCUUGUGUCCUCGUACGGGCCGAUGGAUGGGGGUGCUGGUGAGAGCGAUGCUCCUGGAUCGGGCGAGAAGUAUGCUGUGCUGUGGCAGACGGAUGGGGUGGGGGCAGAGGCAGAGGCAGGGGCAGGGGCAGGGACAGGAGAGAAUGUUAAGCUAGCUGACCAGUAG
Messenger RNA from Closterium sp. Naga37s-1, 3072 nucleotides. Lineage: Eukaryota; Viridiplantae; Streptophyta; Zygnematophyceae; Desmidiales; Closteriaceae. The record is from the annotation of a GenBank genome assembly.